This is a messenger RNA of Aspergillus pseudotamarii, 826 nucleotides long. Its product is annotated as cell wall mannoprotein 1 family protein. Gene Ontology annotation, cellular component: extracellular region. The transcript has a single exon. NCBI's taxonomy places the organism in Eukaryota, Fungi, Ascomycota, Eurotiomycetes, Eurotiales, Aspergillaceae. The record is from RefSeq and is a predicted model, not a curated record. Bases 252 to 812 code for a protein of 186 amino acids.
CUAGAUGAGAAAUUAAGAUUAAACAGGGAGAUGGGCUUUUCAGGCUAAAGGCGAGCAGAAACCGGGGCGUUCAGGUGUUCGAGCAUAUAAUGUGGGAAUUCUCCACGGCGGCAUUGUCUCUUCCACAGUUAAUCAGUCUUCAAAGCUUGUGUUGAACCAUACCUUGGCGUAUCUUCUCCUAGGCUCCUCUUUCACCUUGACCUCACUCUUCCUUCCCACCUUGACCUAAGCCGAUCCUAUCAUUGGUCAAUAUGCACUUCCACCGUCUCUUCGUCUUGGCCGCCGGGCUGCUGACAACAGCAACAUCGGCACCCACCGAGCUCUUCAAACGCGAUGCCACAGGCGUAGUAGAUGCCGUGGCAGAGAUUGCAGACAAAAUGACAACCCUGAAUACCACUGUCACGGGUUACCAAGGCGGAGUGCUUGGAACCGGAACCGCCCUUAAGAUCGAGUUCCAGUCCAUCCAACUCAGCCAUGCGCUCAAAGAUGCCAUCUCAACCACCGAAGAUUCCCAGAACUUCACCGGCGAUGAGUCCAACAAGGUGGCCGCUGCCUUUAUCGACCUGCAACCGAAGAUCUCUUCGACUCUUGACAACAUUGUCUCCAAGAAACCUCAGUUUGACACGGGACUCCUCGGCAUCGGGUCGGUCUCAUUCUUAGUGAAGUGGAACUUGCAACAGGAGAAGGACUUGUCGGCGGACCUGGGGAAGGCUGUUGUUGCUAAGUUGGCGGAGCCGUAUGCCUCGGUUGCGCCAUUGCUGAACGAUCAGAUUGCGGCUGCUUUUGAGAAGGCGCUUGCUGCUUAUAAUUAGGUGUUGGGGGAGCU